AUGUUAUGGCCAUUCAAGGUCAUUGCGGGUGUGGAUGACAAACCAAUGAUUUCCCUCAAGUACAAGGGACAUGAGAAGCACUUUUGUGCCGAGGAAAUCUCUUCUAUGGUACUCACAAAGAUGCGGGAGAUUGCAGAGACAUUUUUGGAAUCACCGGUUAAGAAUUCUGUCAUUACUGUGCCUGCUUACUUCAACGAUUCUCAGAGAAAAGCCACCAUAGAUGCAGGUCUCAUUGCUGGCCUUAAUGUUAUGAAAAUAAUCAAUGAACCAAUUGCUGCGGCUAUAGCAUAUGGCCUUGAAAAGAGAACUAAUUGUGUGGGAGAGAGAAAUAUUUUUGUUUUUGACCUUGGUGGUGGGACUUUUGAUGUGUCUCUCCUUACAAUUAACGAUAAGGUCUUCCAAGUUAAGGCCACUGGUGGAAACACUCACCUUGGAGGAGAGGACUUGGAUAAUAGAAUGGUGAACUAUUUUGUAGAUGAGAUCAAGAGGAAGAAAAAGUUAGACAUUGUUGGUAACCCAAAAGCCUUGAGGAGGUUGAGAGCUGCGUGUGAGAAAGCAAAAAGGAUGCUUUCUUUUACCGUUGUGACCAAUGUUGAGGUAGAUGCUUUAUUUCAGGGUGUUGAUUUUUCUUCAUCAAUCACUCGUGCAAAGUUUGAGGAAAUCAAUAUCGACCUUUUUGACGAGUGCAUGGAGAUUGUUGAGAGAUGUCUUAUUGAUGCUAAGAUGGACAAGAGCAGUGUUGAUGAUGUUGUCCUUGUUGGUGGCUCUUCUAGGAUUCCCAAAGUCCAGCAACUAUUGCAGGACUUCUUCGAAGGGAAGGAAUUAUGCAAGAGCAUCAACCCUGAUGAGGCUGUUGCUUAUGGUGCUGCUGUUCAGGCUGCUUUGUUGAAUGGAAGCACCAAGAAUGUUCCAAACUUGGUUCUGAUCGAUGCCGCACCUCUGUCACUAGGUUGGAAGGUAAUACAGGGUGCUAUGAGUGUAGUGAUUCCUAGGAACACGUCAAUUCCUGUCAAGAAGACAAAACGAUAUAAUACCGUUGAAGAUAACCAAACAGUGGUCCCAAUUAUGGUCUAUGAGGGUGAGAGACCAAGAGCCCUUGAUAAUCAUUUUCUUGGUUCGUUCAUUCUUUCCGGUUUACUCCCUGCUGCUCGCGGCCACUCUUAUAAUGUAACCUUUGAUGUCGAUCAAAACGGUGUCUUAACUGUUUCUGCUCUUGACAAAUCCAGUGGCAGUAAGAAUGAAAUUACAAUAACCAAAGACAAAGGAAAGUUGUCGACUGAAGAAAUUAAUAGACUGAUUCAAGAAGCCGAGGCUUUCUGUAUCCAUGAUAAGAAGUUCUUAAGAAUGGCGGAAGUAAUGAAUGCACUGGACCACUGUGUUUACAAAAUGAGAAAUGUGUUGAAAAAGAAUGAUAUUAGUUUAAAGCUUUCUUCAGAAGAAAACAAGAAGAUCAACACUGCAAUUGCAAUGGCCACAAAUUUGCUUGAUGAGAAUGACCAACAAAAUGAAAUUGAUGUUCUUGAGGAUCACUUGAAUGAGCUUGAGAGUAUGUAUGAGCUCAUUAUCAGCAAGUCCGGCUAA
Messenger RNA from Lathyrus sativus (Indian pea), 1581 nucleotides. NCBI's taxonomy places the organism in Eukaryota, Viridiplantae, Streptophyta, Magnoliopsida, Fabales, Fabaceae. The record is from the annotation of a GenBank genome assembly.